Messenger RNA from Capsicum annuum, 1676 nucleotides. Its product is annotated as ribonucleoside-diphosphate reductase small chain. The coding region runs from base 496 to 1485 and encodes 329 amino acids. NCBI's taxonomy places the organism in Eukaryota, Viridiplantae, Streptophyta, Magnoliopsida, Solanales, Solanaceae. Gene Ontology annotation, molecular function: oxidoreductase activity. The transcript has a single exon. The record is from RefSeq and is a predicted model, not a curated record. Gene Ontology annotation, biological process: deoxyribonucleotide biosynthetic process.
AUAAAAUUUUAAGGUGAGUAAUUAUACUGUAUACAAUUGAGAUACAAAUAAUAUAAAAUCGCACCAUGUGAUGGCUUUCCUUGUCAAAAGUGUGGAUUUUUUUUCAAAAGAAUCAAACACUAAAUUAAGAAAAUUACGUACUACUUUUCAAUUUCUAUAAAGUUACAAAACUAUUUAAGAGGUGCUUUCAAUUUUUGGCACCAAAAGUGCAAACCGUACGAAGCACGCUUAGACAAACGUAAGAGUAAAUAUUUGGAAGUCAUUUAAAAAUGGCGGCAAAAUUUGAAACUCAAAAUUGUGGUCCAUUAAUCUCCAGCAUUCAUUCUCCCGCAAGCUUCUCCUAAAAUAUUCAAAUAUCGCGGUCUCUCUUUUUAAUUCAAACCUAACACUUUCCCCUCUGCCGUCUUUAUAUAUCUUCACAUUCCCCACCAUUUUUACCCAUCGCCCAAUUCUACUAAACCCUAGAAAUCAAUUUCCAAAAUUCCAGUAACAAAAAUGCCUUUAAUUCCAGAAGAGCCUUUGCUUGCUUCUAACCCAGAUCGAUUCUGUAUGUUCCCAAUUCAGUAUCCACAGAUUUGGGAAAUGUAUAAGAAAGCCAUGGCAUCUUUUUGGACUGCUGAAGAAGUCGAUUUAUCGGCCGAUACCCGUCACUGGGAAAAUCUGACGUCCGGUGAAAGGCACUUUAUCACUCACGUGCUUGCGUUCUUUGCAGCAUCGGAUGGUAUCGUUUUGGAGAAUCUCGCUGGGAGGUUCAUGAAAGAUGUGCAAGUUGCUGAGGCGCGUGCUUUCUAUGGAUUUCAAAUUGCUAUUGAGAAUAUCCAUUCUGAGAUGUACAGUUUGCUGUUGGAGUCGUACAUCAAGGAUUCUGAUGAAAAGAACAGGUUGUUCCGCGCAAUUGAGACUAUCCCUUGUGUUGAGAAGAAGGCGAAAUGGGCUCUCCGUUGGAUUGAAGGUUCGGAGACUUUUGCUGAGCGUUUGGUGGCUUUUGCUUGUGUUGAAGGGAUUUUCUUCUCUGGAAGUUUCUGUUCGAUAUUUUGGUUGAAAAAGAGAGGGUUAAUGCCUGGAUUAACCUUCUCAAAUGAGUUGAUUUCGAGGGACGAAGGUUUGCACUGUGAUUUUGCUUGCUUGCUUUACAGUUUGCUGAGGACGAAGCUGUCCGUGGAGCGAGUGAGGGGAAUUGUUGCUGACGCCGUGGAUAUAGAAAGGGAGUUUGUGUGUGAUGCCUUGCCUUGUGCUUUGGUGGGAAUGAAUGGAGAUUUGAUGAGUAAAUACAUUGAAUUUGUGGCUGAUAGAUUGUUGGACGCUUUGGGUUAUGAGAAGAUGUAUAAUGCACAGAAUCCAUUUGAUUGGAUGGAGCUGAUUAGCUUACAAGGGAAGACGAAUUUCUUUGAGAAGAGAGUUGGGGAGUAUCAGAAAGCUUCAGUUAUGUCUAGUUUGAAUGGUAAUGGUGAUACCCAUGAAUUCAAGCUGGACGAAGACUUUUAGAUUUAGUAUGAUAGGUGUAUUUUUAUUUUUUUAUUUUAAUUAUGUUGGUACAAUUAGAUUUGUGUUGUUCUUUUGAGUCCACUUAUAUACGUUUGUUUUCUUAUUAAUAUCAGUGUGGGUGUUGUAAUAAUAGGUCUUUAUGUUUGUUCAUUGUCCCAGUAUGAAAUGAGCUUUCCCAAUCGUUACAGUUC